Messenger RNA from Vairimorpha ceranae, 285 nucleotides. RefSeq lists its product as hypothetical. Bases 1 to 285 code for a protein of 94 amino acids. The record is from RefSeq and is a predicted model, not a curated record. Lineage: Eukaryota; Fungi; Microsporidia; Nosematidae. The transcript has a single exon.
AUGUUGGCGCAGUUAUCAAAAGAAAAGAAAAUAUUUAAUUUUGCAAGUUCUCUCGACUCCAACUCAUCAUCAUACUUUUUUUCUUAUAUUCUUUUUUUAUUCCACCUAAAAUUCAACCUACCUACUUUUCUAAGACAACCCAAAUUUAACCCAUCUGCCUACUUAUCUAAGAUAUAUAUAAUAUUAUUUUUAUCUUUUUUAUACACCUUACUUUUAAAUAUAUGUAUAAAACAUUAUAUUCUACUUGCUUGGUCUUUCAAUCAAGAUACUUUUUACUCUUUAUGA